AUGCGGAUUGACUAUACAGGAACAGAGCCUUCUAGUCCCUGCAACAAAUGUUUAAAUGUGUCCUGGGACAGCACACCACCUUGUACUUGCACCAUCAAUUUUACACUGGAACAUUCAUUUGAGAGUAAUGUAUUCAUGUAUUAUGGACUUUCCAACUUCUAUCAAAACCAUCGUCGUUAUGUGAAAUCUCGAGAUGAUAGCCAGCUAAACGGAGACAACAGUUCACUACUUAAUCCAAGUAAGGAAUGUGAGCCUUACCGCACAAAUGAAGACAAACCCAUUGCUCCUUGUGGAGCUAUUGCCAACAGCAUGUUUAAUGAUACAUUGAAAUUAUACCGCAUUGACAAUGACACAAGGAUUCCUAUUACUUUGAUUAAAAAAGGCAUUGCAUGGUGGACAGAUAAAAAUGUAAAGUUCAGGAAUCCUACAGGAGAUGGAAAUAACUUAACUGCACUCUUCCAAGGCACAACAAAACCUGUAAACUGGCCCAAGCCAGUAUAUAUGCUGGACUCAGAGCCUGACAACAAUGGCUUUAUCAAUGAAGACUUCAUUGUGUGGAUGCGUACUGCUGCUCUGCCAACCUUUCGCAAGCUGUAUCGUCUCAUUGAAAGGAAGAAUAACUUACAGCCUACCUUACAGGCUGGAAAAUACUCUUUGGAUAUUGCAUACAAUUAUCCUGUACACAGUUUUGAUGGACGAAAAAGAAUGAUCCUGAGCACCAUCUCGUGGAUGGGAGGCAAAAAUCCUUUUCUGGGAAUUGCUUACAUCACUGUUGGGUCCAUAUGCUUCUUCUUAGGAGUUGUAUUGCUGAUCAUCCAUCACAAAUAUGGAAAUCGAAACACUAGUGCAGACAUUCCCAAUUAAUCUUGCAUUCUGACAACAAAUGUACUGCAUGUGCAUCAAGGCCAGUCCAGAACGGACCCAGUUUUUGAAAGAUAAGUCUCUGCUUCUGUCACUUCUGAGACUGGGUACUCAAUUUUUAUCUAAAGCUCCCCUUUCCCGUACUGUGGAUUAACUCUUGAAAAUGACGGGUAUACAAUUAGCUAUAUUGAUUGUAUCUCUGCCGAUGUCAGAAACAAUUUUUCUGAUACUUGCCUCUAACUGGGCAGGCCACACGAUGCAUAUAGCUCCUGUUCCCUUGAUGCAUCUGCUGCUUGUUCAUGUGCUGUGUAAUGUCUGUAUGAUUCAGUACAUAGAGAUUGUGUGGAGAAAGACUGCUAUAAGAUAAUGUAAAUGGUUAACUUUCCGGAAUUCAGGUGUCAGUGCUGUUGAAAGGAAAAGUCAAGUCUUAAAUGUUUUUUCAAUUUACUGUCUUGUGUGCAUGGGCUCUUACAUUUCUUGCUGAGAUUUUAAUAUAUUUAUAUAAGUUGUUAAAUAUUUUUCCUGUGUCCUACCCACCUCUGUUAGGUUAAAUCCUUUAAGUGCUGUGUAAA
Balearica regulorum gibbericeps (East African grey crowned-crane) is the source of this 1433-nucleotide messenger RNA. The record is from RefSeq and is a predicted model, not a curated record. Lineage: Eukaryota; Metazoa; Chordata; Aves; Gruiformes; Gruidae.